This is a messenger RNA of Moneuplotes crassus, 987 nucleotides long. The record is from the annotation of a GenBank genome assembly. Lineage: Eukaryota; Ciliophora; Spirotrichea; Euplotida; Euplotidae.
CUGGCCCUGAAUACAACAAGAAGAUAAUUUUAAUCCAAAAUGGGACCAGUGAAUUCACAAGUUGUGAAAUCUCGUCACUCCAUAGUCUCCACUAAGGAGUUAGCAAAGCAGUUGUUUAGAGACCCAGUGUCUGGGAAGGCAGCAGGGGCUUAUGAGUUAAGGAAGGAUGUGCAUCCGAAACUUAAGAUAUUGGAUUCGAGUGAGGGAGGAGCUGGGUGUUUAGGAGGGUUUGAAAAGACAGCAAUUCCUACAGCUAGACUUCUGAACUUACAAGAUAACCUGAAGGAUACAACGACUGGGCUCCCUAAUAGUUUCCCUACUCCUGAGAUUGUUAGAGAUGUACUAGGGGAAAUUGGGAUAGAAAAGGAUGAUAAGAUUGUUGUAUACAACCAGCCGGGCAAAUUUUCAGGGGCCACAAGAGCCCACUUCAUCCUUAGCAGGUAUGGUUUCGAUGCCUGGGUCCUCGAUGGUGGACUGAGGAAAUAUAUGACUGAUGGAUAUCCAACAGAAGAAGGCAAAGUCUACACUGGAGAAAAGACUAAUAUUAAAGGUUUGACAGACCCGAGGGAUUCCAUAGCAUUUUUCGAUGAAAUCAAAGAAUUUGAGCAAGGAAAGAAAAAGGAUAUGCAGGUAAUUGACCUCAGACCAGCCUUCGGAUUCAAUGGAGAGGAUCCAGAACCAUUUCAGGGGUGCAGACAAGGAUCUGUGAAGGGAUCUAUCAACAUUGAGUAUAAAAACUUCUUUAAUGAAGACUCUACCUUCAUUAAUACAGAACAAUUGAAGGAGUUAUUCAUGAGAUAUAAUUUAGACACAAAGAAGCACACUAUUUUCAUGUGUAAGACCGGAAUGCUUGCAACUAUCGGAGCUUUAGUUGCUGGUUCGGAUAUCCCAUCUAAGCUCCCAUUCGAGAAGAUUCAGCUUUAUGACGGAAGUUGGAGUGAAUAUGGUUCAUUGAAUUAAGUAAUCACGUAUUUUCAAUACUCAAGA